Messenger RNA from Syngnathus typhle (broad-nosed pipefish), 1611 nucleotides. It is a transcript of the gene smyd1b, whose product is annotated as SET and MYND domain containing 1b. Gene Ontology annotation, cellular component: nucleus. The transcript is spliced from 10 exons. Gene Ontology annotation, molecular function: histone H3K4 methyltransferase activity; protein binding. Bases 125 to 1594 code for a protein of 489 amino acids. The record is from RefSeq and is a predicted model, not a curated record. Lineage: Eukaryota; Metazoa; Chordata; Actinopteri; Syngnathiformes; Syngnathidae.
GAUUGGUGUUGGGGAUUAUGAAGCAAGCCAGCCCCUAACUGACCGCUUACUCAGCCGCCAGCAGCGAGACGCUCCUGUUGUCCUCCUCCUCCGUCUGUGCUCAAGCAUUCCAGGAAACAGUGCUAUGGAGAAUAUAACAAUUUUUGAAUCACCUGGAAAGGGGAGGGGCCUGAAAGCUAACAAGGAAUUUUGGGCCGGGGACGUUAUUUUUUCCGAGCCCAGCCUCGCAGCUGUUGUCUUUGACAGUCUUGCAGAGCGCAUCUGCCACAGCUGUUUCCGCAGACAAGACAAACUGCAGCGAUGCGGCCAAUGCAAGUUCUCUCACUACUGCGACCGUACUUGCCAGCGGGCCGGCUGGGCCGAACACAAGCAAGAAUGUGCCGCCAUCAAAAACUUCGGCAAAGCGCCCAACGAGAACAUCCGCUUGGUAGCUCGCAUCAUGUGGCGUCUGGACAAAGAGGGCGACGUGGUGUCCGACACGCAGCUGACCACGCUGGACCAGCUGGAGGACCACAUCGAAGACAUGCCAGAAGACGAUCUGAAGGAGUUCAAAGUGGAUGUCCACAAUUUCCUGGACUACUGGCCUCGUAAUUGCAAGCAGCACACUAGCGAAAUCAUCUCGCAUGUUUUUGGAUUGAUUAACUGUAACGGCUUCACUGUGAGCGACCAGCGGGGCCUUCAGGCCGUGGGGGUGGGCCUGUUCCCCAAUUUGUGCCUGGUCAAUCACGAUUGCUGGCCCAACUGCAGUGUCAUCCUCAACCACGGCAAUCAGUCAGCUGUGAAUACUUUGUAUCAUUCUCAACGGAGGAUUGAGCUGCGCUCGUUGGGGAAGAUCGCAGAGGGCGAGGAGCUGACCGUCUCCUACGUGGACUUCAUCAACGUGUCGGAGGAGAGACGGAGGCUACUGAAGACGCAGUACUUCUUCGAUUGCACGUGCCACCACUGCAAGGAGCGCAUCAAGGAUGACCUGAAGAUGGGAGGCAGGGAACAGGAUGGAGUCAAGCCGUCAGAGGAGCACGUGAAAGAAUCCACAGAUUACUGUUAUCAGAUGCUGGACAAGAUGGAUCAGGCCCGAUUAAAGGGAGACUAUCACGAGGUAGUGAAGAUCUGCAAGGAGUGCAUAGAGAAGACGGAGCCCAUCCUGGCCGACACGCACAUUUAUCUCCUGAGGAUGUGGAGCACCAUGAGCGAGGUGCAGGCCUACCUGCAGUACUUUGAGGAAGCUGCCGAAUACGCACGCAAAAUGGUGGAAGGCUACACGAAGCUGUACCACCCCAAUAACCCGACACUUGGUAUGGCGGCCAUGCGAGCGGGAGUCACCCACUGGCAAGCCGGCCUGAUCGAGGUGGGCCACGGGAUGAUCUGCAAGGCCUACGCCAUUCUCAUGGUCACGCACGGCCCCACGCAUCCCAUCACCAAGGACUUGGAGUCAAUGCGCGUGCAGACUGAGAUGGAACUGAGGAUGUUCAAGCAGAACGAGUACGUCUACCACAGCAUGAGAGAGGCAGCGCUGAAGAACAAACCCAUGACCAUGAUGCAUGAACCCAAGUCCAUGGAGGAUGGGAUCAAGAAUCUUUUCCACAGGAGAAAAUAAACUACAAGAAAAUCUAA